This is a messenger RNA of Talaromyces proteolyticus, 4288 nucleotides long. Its product is annotated as putative 5-oxoprolinase. Lineage: Eukaryota; Fungi; Ascomycota; Eurotiomycetes; Eurotiales; Trichocomaceae. Gene Ontology annotation, cellular component: cytosol. The transcript has 3 exons. Bases 253 to 4137 code for a protein of 1294 amino acids. Gene Ontology annotation, biological process: glutathione metabolic process. Gene Ontology annotation, molecular function: 5-oxoprolinase (ATP-hydrolyzing) activity. The record is from RefSeq and is a predicted model, not a curated record.
GGUAACUCGUUUCAAAGCCGAACUGACAUUUGUAAGAUGGCUUGGAUGGCGAGCGAUCUGACAUUGAUUGGCAUUGCCGCCUGAUAGCGAUAAGCAGGAAAUCAUAUAUAAACGUGUUACAGUCACUCGGGUGUCAACUUUUCAACUUUAAAUUUUGUAAUACAUUGAACACAACCUAUACUAGUUGUCCCCCCAUCUGGAUAUGUUAAAAAGAUUUAUUGCUUGUUAUAAAAUAUAGAAAGUCAAUUCACCAUGGCUACGUCUACGACCAGAGGUAUUCGAAUUGCUAUUGACAGAGGCGGAACUUUCUGUGAUUUCUGGACGAGUAUCCCAAAUCGGAAAGAAGAUGUCAUUUUCAAGUUGCUAUCGAGAAACCCAGGCGAAUACGACGAUGCCCCUAUUGAAGGUAUCCGGCAGAUUCUCGAGAUGGCCACAGGAGAGACCAUUCCCCGAGGCACACCAUUAGAUAUCACACCCGUGGAAUCAAUUCGUAUGGGUACCACAGUUGCUACAAAUGCCCUUUUAGAGCGAAAAGGAGAGCGAGUCGCACUCGUCAUCACAAAAGGCUUCAAAGACCUGCUCGUUAUUGGAAACCAAGCACGGCCUAGUAUAUUCGAUUUAUCAGUCUCCAAACUUGAUCGUCUGUAUGAAAAAGUCAUUGAAGUUGAUGAAAGAGUUACGAUAGAAGGAUUCGCUGAAGAUCCCGAUCCUCAGCCGAUUGAUAUUAAAUCGGACCCCGCUUUAGUUGAAGGUCUCACUGGAGAGGCUAUCAGAGUACUGAAAGAACCUAAUUUAGAUCAAAUACGUGGAGAUCUGCAGUCUCUCUGGGAUGAAGGAUACCGCACGCUAGCGGUUGCAUUCAUGCACUCAUUUGCUUUCCCCAAACAUGAAGCUGCCGUUGCAGCCAUCGCUCGUGAGAUUGGUUUCAAGACAUCCGUCUCAUCCGAGUUGCAACCUAUGAUCCGACUAGUCCCCCGCGCGCAAUCGGCUACUGCAGAUGCUUAUUUGUCUCCCGUCAUUACCCAAUAUAUUGAUGGGUUCCGUGCUGGUUUCAAAGGCCGCCUUGAGGACCAUAAUGCAAAGAAAUUACUUCUUUGCCAGUCAGACGGUGGACUUACGUCGGUCUCGAGAUUUACUGGUCUUCGGGCAAUUCUGUCGGGUCCUGCUGCCGGUGUUAUUGGCUGCGCAAAAACAUGCUAUGAUGAGGAUGAGGGCACACCCGUGCUAGGUUUUGAUAUGGGGGGAACGAGCACAGAUGUCUCCCGUUAUAGCGGUGCAUUUGAGCAUGUGUUUGAAACAACAGUGUCUCAAGUCUCCGUCCAAAGUCCCCAGUUGGACGUUCAUACCGUUGCUGCUGGUGGAGGAUCCAUGCUCUUCUGGAGAAAUGGUCUAUUCGCUGCUGGCCCAGAAUCAGCAGGGGCGUUCCCUGGUCCCGCGUGCUAUGGUAAAGGGGGACCUCUCACCAUCACGGAUGCCAAUUUCUUUCUGGGACGUAUUCUACCAGACUACUUUGCUCGUCCCCUCGAGUUUGAUAUAGUCAAGAAGAAAUUCCUAGAAUUAACCGAAGUAGUCAAUGCCGAGAAGAAGGGAUCCGAGAAACUGACUCCGGAAGAGGUUGCCAUGGGAUUCCUCCUUGUAGCCAACGCAUCCAUGACCCGUCCAAUUCGGGCCCUCAGUGAGGGUCGAGGCUUCGAGACUGCAUCACAUAAUUUGGCUUGUUUUGGUGGCGCAGGUGGACAGCAUGCUACUGCGAUGGCGCGCGAUCUCGGCAUCAAGCGUGUUUUGAUUCAUCGUUUCUCUAGUAUUCUGUCUGCCUAUGGGAUGGCGUUGGCGGAUGUUGUUGUCGAACUCCAGGAACCCGAAUCCGAAUCAUGGAAUAAGGAAUCGACCCUUCGCAUAGCAAAACGAACUGAGUCUCUAAAACAACGGGCCACAGAGCAAUUAAUCAAUGAAGGUUUUACAACAGAACGAAUCCAUCACGAAGUCUUCCUCAACAUGCGCUACCGCGGCAGCGAUACAUCGCUCAUGAUUUCCGAGAUCGAUGCUUCGAACUUUGGUGACGGGUUCAUUGCCAAACAUAAACAGGAAUUUGGUUUCACACAACCACGCGAUAUUUUGGUGGACGAUGUCCGGGUUCGUUCAGUUGGCAAAGCGAUGGAAUUAGCAACUAGCAGUCCCUUCAAGCAACUAAAAGAGAUUGAUCGUACGCAUUCAAACUCGGGAUUGAAGCCCGCACUUAUUCGAAAAGUGUAUUUCGAAAAGGAAGGCUGGGUUGAUUCACGCAUCUUCCAUCUCAAAGAUGUUCCCAAGGGUAGCGUUAUUCUUGGCCCGGCCAUGAUUAUUGAUGCAACCCAAACUAUCGUUGUCGAUCCUGCUAGUGAAGCCACUGUUUUGGAUGAACAUAUUGUCAUUGAAUUACUCGAUGCGGAAACGAAGAAGGUCUCUGCGGAUGAAGUCGAUCCUAUCCAGUUGUCUGUCUUCAGUCAUCGCUUCAUGAGUGUUGCAGAGCAGAUGGGUGAAACCCUUCGCAAGACAUCUAUUUCGACAAAUAUCAAGGAACGGCUUGACUACAGCUGUGCUAUCUUCUCAUCCGAUGGUCGACUUGUCGCUAACGCACCCCAUAUUCCCGCCCACUUAGGGUCAAUGUCUUAUGCAAUUGCAUACCAAGCCAAACGAUAUGCGAAGGGUGAACUGAAGCCUGGUGAUGUUAUCUUGUCCAACCAUCCUAUCGCGGGAGGUACUCAUUUGCCCGAUUUGACCGUAACGACGCCAGUCUUCGAUGAGAACGACCCUACUAAAAUUAUGUUCUUUGUUGCCAACCGUGGCCAUCACGCUGAUAUUGGUGGUAUUGCUGCUGGUAGCAUGCCGCCUAAUUCGACUGAGCUGUGGCAAGAAGGUGCCGCGAUUGAGUCAUUCAAAUUGGUCAAGGAGGGCGUUUUUGACGAGGAAGGUGUCGUUCAUCACUUAUACGAGGUUCCAGCGAGGUAUCCCGGCUGCAGUGGAACGCGCACAUUGAGUGAUAACAUCUCAGAUCUCAAAGCUGGUAUCGCAUCCAAUAACAGAGGUAUCCAUCUAAUCCAAGGACUUGUCAGGGAGUACGGUUGGUCUGUUGUUGAACUCUACAUGCAUGCCGUGCAACAUAAUGCAGAGGAAACGGUGCGCGCCCUAUUGAAAGAAUUCAGUCGUCGUUUCCAAGGACAGCCUCUUGAGGCUGUCGAUUACAUGGACGACGGAACACCGCUUGCGCUGAAGAUCACCAUCAACCCCGAAAACGGGUCUGCAAAAUUCGAUUUUAACGGAACUGGCCCAGAAGCACUUAACAACUUGAACAGCCCACCGGCUGUUAUGUACAGCGGCAUCAUGUAUUGUCUCCGAUCGAUGAUCUCAUCUGACAUUCCGCUCAACCAAGGCUGCUUGAACCCUAUUCAAGUCGAAUGCCCACCUAACUCGAUUUUGUCUCCAAGUGUCAAGGCAGCAACGGUCGGUUCCAACGUCGAAACGGCGCAGCGCGUUAUCGAUGUAAUCCUCAAAGCCUUCCGGGUAUCCGCAGCCAGCCAGGGAACCUGCAAUAACCUCACAUUCGGCUAUGGCGGUAAGGAUAUCGAGACUGGUGCAAUCACAAAGGGAUUUGGUUAUUAUGAAACUAUUGCAGGCGGUGCUGGUGCGGGUGCUAACUGGGAGGGUCAGUCCGGUGUACAUACUGGUAGCACUAAUACUCGCAUGACAGACCCCGAGACAUUAGAGAAACGUUAUCCAGUCCUACUACGUGAGUUUUCAAUUCGGAAGGGAAGCGGUGGUGCCGGUAGAAGCCAUGGUGGCGAUGGAUGUAUCCGCGAUAUUGAAGUACGUCGUCCACUUCAGGUCAGUAUACUUUCUGAGCGACGAGUUGUUCCUCCAUACGGUAUGGCUGGCGGAGAGGAUGGCAAGCGGGGUGUCAAUUUGUGGAUUCGUAAAGAUCCGAUUGAUAACACCGAGCGAGCUAUCUCAGUUGGAGGUAAAGCCUCCAUGGCGAUGAACACGGGUGAUAGAAUUAUCGUGCAAACUCCGGGUGGUGGCGGUUAUGGUGUGCCUGAGGAAAGGAAACAGCAGGUGGAGCUGUUGAGCGAAUUCACUGUCAAGAAAAUGACUUUUCAAUAAUUUAUUGACUGACGAUACUCUAGAAUCAUGUAUAUAAGAACUCCUUUUUCCAUACUUCAGACACGUGAAUCUGUUAGCUUCUGUUUUCCGAUCCUAGUAACGCUACUAGAAUCUAGUCACUCAUAAAACAACGGUCUAAACCCACGGCUUC